Messenger RNA from Camelina sativa (false flax), 1171 nucleotides. The record is from RefSeq and is a predicted model, not a curated record. NCBI's taxonomy places the organism in Eukaryota, Viridiplantae, Streptophyta, Magnoliopsida, Brassicales, Brassicaceae.
AAGAAAGAAAAAUAAAACUCACUCCCCAUCUACUAUUGUUUUUCUUGUCAUCAUCUUCUCUCUUUUAGGGUCACGGUUUUGAUUUACUCUUUAGUCACUAUCAUAGCCACGAAGAGCAUCUUCAUAAAUACACUGAAGGCUCACGUUUUGCCAUGUCCUCCUUAACAAGUUUUUUUUUUCUUCUCUCUUCACACCUUCACCGUCACGGAUCCAUUUAAACAAUAAAUUCGCAGUAAUGUUUUAGUCGAAUGAAUCUUUGAACAUAUUUCCUAAAAACCCGGCAAAGAAAAAAACUGCUUUUUCUUCUUCUUCUUCGUCCUCUGUCACUGUUCUGUCUUCGACGGUUUGGUCUGAAAUCUUUUUCCUGCAAGAACAAGAAAGCUUUGUCUUUUAGCUCUUUUAAAAGGAGAAGAAUAGUGUCUUCUUUCACCGUCGCAUGGCUACAAUAAACGAUAUUGGAGUAGCAGCAGCAAUCAAUAUAGUGACAGCAUUCGCUUUUCUCUUAGCUUUUGCUAUAUUCAGGAUUCAACCAGUAAAUGACAGAGUCUAUUUCCCUAAAUGGUAUCUCAAGGGCUUAAGAAGUAGCUCUAUACAAACAGGUGGCUUUGGAAGCAAAUUUAUCAACUUGGACUUCAGGUCCUAUAUUCGAUUCCUUAACUGGAUGCCUGAAGCUUUAAAAAUGCCAGAACCCGAGCUCGUCGAUCACGCUGGACUGGAUUCUGUUGUCUACUUGAGGAUCUACUUACUCGGGCUCAAGAUCUUUUUCCCCAUAGCUUGUGUUGCUUUUACGACAAUGGUGCCUGUUAAUUGGACAAACAAGGGAUUGGACCGGUUAAGGCAUUCUAAUAUAAGUUUCAGUGAUAUUGAUAAACUCUCGUUAUCAAAUAUACCGAAUGGGUCACCUAGAUUUUGGAUGCAUUUGUGUGCAGCUUACGCCAUCACCUUUUGGACAUGCUUUAUCCUGAAAAGAGAGUACCAGAAUAUAGCAUUAAUGAGGCUACAGUUUCUUGCAAAUGACCAAAGGAGACCUAACCAGUUCACUGUGCUUGUAAGAAACAUUCCUACAGAUCCUCAUGAAUCAAUAUGUGAACUUGUUGAACAUUUCUUCAAGGUCAAUCAUCCAGAUCACUACCUCACUUUCCAGGUAAAGUCAUCUUCAGGAGAAGAAUAG